Racocetra fulgida is the source of this 385-nucleotide messenger RNA. The record is from the annotation of a GenBank genome assembly. Lineage: Eukaryota; Fungi; Glomeromycota; Glomeromycetes; Diversisporales; Gigasporaceae.
AUGAAACAUCCACGCUCAUGGCCAAAAGUUUACAUCUUUGCCAUGUGUACUGUCACAUUAAUGUAUCUAUUAAUUGGCAUUCCUGCUUACAUAACUUAUGGUCAUACGACUCUUUCUCCAAUAUACUUAAACCUUCCGUCGGGUUUUGCCGUGACUACUUCAAUUUUAAUGAUGACAGCUCACGUCUUAUUAGCUUUACCAAUAUAUCAAACUGCUUUUAGUUUAGAAAUAGAAGAUUACUUGGGUAUUAAUGUUGCAAAUAUUGGUAAAAUUCGUGAAUUCAUCUUUAGAGUCCUUUUAAGAUUAUUAAUCGUAAUAAUUACAACUUAUUUGGCUGUUACUAUUCCUUAUUUUUCUGAUCUGAUGGCUUUGUUGGGUGCUUCGG